AAAUAGGUGAUAGUGAUACUGAUACAAUUUGAUGUCAGCCCACACUAGCAGCCUGGCAUUUGCAGAUGUUACUAGUUGAGAUCAGUCCCCUUGAAGAGCAAUGGGGUGCGCGGCUUCUGUCUACCAGGUUGGAAAAAAGAAGAAAAAGAAGGGCAUCAUCCCUGAGGUCAGCAUAUUUGUCCCCUCAAUGCGUGUUCCUGCUCAAUGUGAUCUACAGAGGACGCUAAAGGGUCUCAUUCCUAAGGAUCUUGCUGAUAAAUUAACUUUUAUAAGGAACCAGAUUCUGCUCAUCGCGCAAGAUACAGAUGUGUCUGCUAUUGAUGAAUUACAAAAAGCACUCGAGGAGUAUUUGUCUCUUCUUGUUGGCCUUACUAGAAAAGAAUUCGGGCUUCAAGAAUUGACUGGAUUUAAGUGGAAAAACUUGGAAGAUGGGCAAGAGCAGGAAACCUCUGUAGCAAACUCCUGGUUUGAAUUACUGUCUGUCCUCCACAUGAUGGCUAUGUUAACAUUAGUAGAGGCAAAUAUGAAGUUGAUACCAAAAGACAUCGCUAUGACUGAACGGGCUGUGUCCGGAGAUUGCAUGAGGGAUACUGUUGAUUUGCUGCUGAAAGCAUCAGGUUAUUUGGAUUUCUGUGUCCAAGAUGUUCUUGUCCACCUACCACCUGAUAUCAAGAACAAGUUGCCUAAAGAUCUGCAUCAGGGUAUUCUCGAAGCCACCUCAAAUCAAGCACUAGCACAGGGAACUGAAAUUCAAUUAGGUUUGGCUCUUGAAAGUCAGAAUGCUACUUUAUCAGUGAAGAGGAGGCUGGCAUGUGAAGCAGUAAGCUACUAUGCACAGACUCUUUGCUUCUUGUCUGGAGACAAUAAUUUCCACGGAACAGCGAAAAAGCAUCUGUUGUUCAUCAAAUGGAAAUAUCUUGAAGCAAAGGCUGCAGCUUACUACUACCACGGUAUAAUCAUUGACAAGGGCACAGAACCUUCCUGCCACGUUAGUGCAGUAUGCUGUUUCCUCGCAGCAGAAGAACUACUUACCGAGAGCAAAAAAGCCUCCUUAAGUUUCUGCCUUGCAGAACCUGUCACCAGAACUCCUCCAGCAUGGGGUGUUAUGAAACAUUUAAACAAAAAAGUGCCGGAAACUGCUGCCAAGAAGUCCCAAAUGUAUGGCUACCUUUUGGACCAAGAAAAAGAUCUUCGAGUACUGCCUGAUCUUCCAGAAUUCCAGUUGUCACUCAAACCUGAAGACUACACAUUGCCAGAAGCAGAUUCAACAUGGGAUAUACCUGGACAAAGCCUCAAAGAACAUCUAAAAGAUGGGGAGGAAACUGACUAA
Solanum verrucosum is the source of this 1330-nucleotide messenger RNA. RefSeq lists its product as uncharacterized. The transcript has 12 exons. NCBI's taxonomy places the organism in Eukaryota, Viridiplantae, Streptophyta, Magnoliopsida, Solanales, Solanaceae. The record is from RefSeq and is a predicted model, not a curated record. Bases 101 to 1330 code for a protein of 409 amino acids.